Aplysia californica (California sea hare) is the source of this 2058-nucleotide messenger RNA. Its product is annotated as pannexin 10. The record is from RefSeq and is a predicted model, not a curated record. Lineage: Eukaryota; Metazoa; Mollusca; Gastropoda; Aplysiida; Aplysiidae.
GGGGGGGGGGGGGAUUUAAUGCUUUAGUAUAAAAUUUCCCGCCCAGUUCAGUUGUGUUGGGAGAGUGAAAUGCCAAGGGUUCCACACGCCUCCCCGGCCGGCACUGUAACAUAACACAGCGUUUGGACAGUACAAGCAGCGUACCAGCAGUAGUGCAGUCAGUUGGGAGCAUUGUAAGGUGUCCUUAAGUCGUCCUUGACAUCACAGCCAUGAAGCUGGUCCGGCGCUCCCUGUCGGAGGACUCCGUGGAUCGCUACAACCACCUCUGGUCUGUGGUCUUACUGCUAAUCCUAUCCCUCAUCACCUGGCUGCUUCCCUUCAGCCCGGCCUUCAGUUCCCUGGUGGAAAACUCCAGAUCUACACAGUCUCCUGCUGGUGAAGUCUUGAAGGCGAUGAAUCAAAGGCUUCAACCCGAACCCCCAACAUAUAAAGCAGCGUGUUGGGUUCCAGCACAGUAUACAGGUGCCCAUGUGGACUAUGCUAAUGGUGUAUGCGCCUCCUUUGUGAAUUCCGUGUACCCAGGUGACGGGGAGAACGUGUCGGUGUACAGAGUUCCGGAAGAUCCCGAUACUCCCAUUGACGAACCACAACAACUUGUUCCUUUCCAACCGAAGCGGAAGGAACAAACAUCGCAAGGGUCAAGUACGUCUAAGCCAGAAACACGACGUGUAGGGGGAGAUGAUAAAACAAGGACAUAUCUGCGAAAGGACACGUAUUUUUUCACGGCUGUCACUGUGCCUUUAAUAAUGUUCAUCUUCGCAAUUUUCCUGAAACUGCCGCAUGUCCUAUGGUGCUUGAUGUCCGGAUGUGGAGCCAUCGACGUUGAUCAGACUUUGGUUACGGCUCGUGGGGGGUUGUCUCUAGAUACGGACAGUCGUGAGAGAUUGAACUCUGACCUCUGUCGUGCCGUUUCAGGAGCAGCGAAGUCGUCUCGUUGUCUUGGUUUGUCCUAUCUGUUCUUCAAAUUGCUGCUGUGUGUUGUCGUUGUCGGAGAACUGACAGUUUUGGGCUCGGUGCUUCUUCCGGAAGUGAACCAGCUGAAGGAGAAGAACGACGAAUUUUCUAAGCAGAACGCUUUGAUCUCUGGUUUGACCUUUUCUCCCAAGACCACUUCUGAAGCUGUGUACGAAUACGAGAAUGAUAUAGUUCUCCUUUGCCAGUUCAAAAUUCGUCAGUUCAAACUCAACAUUCAAACGUGGUCUGUCCAAUGUCUGUUCCAUUACGACACAUACACUGCCCCUGAAGCCACUGUUGAUCCUAGCGCAGCCAAUGAAAACGGAACAGAACCCGGACGUACCCAAAUGGGCGACCUGUUGUUGGGAUACCACGCUCUGCUGACCGCCGUGCUCGCCUUCCUGGUCAUCUUGUUAGUUGUCAACGUCUUAAGUCUUCUUUCGUGGUCAUCUCGACUUUGUCUUGGCAUCUGUCGCGACGUAUUGACCAGCGGUGGGUCUACUUUGUCCAUGGACCUGUCCUUCCUGCUUCUGAUGAGUAAGGAAAAUGGCGGCCCUUUGGUCACACAGGCUUUGGGAAAAAGUCUGGAAGGAGAGUCCUCGUCAGGUAGUGGCACGGGGAAGCUCACAGAAUAAGCAACACCGCCAUACCAAGGUCACAGGAAAGGGUAUGAUGCGUGACAGCAUGUCUUCAUUAGACGAAGUGAAGAUUAUUGUACCUUUCUUUGGGUUGGGAAUUUUGAAUAAAACCGUGUGGCAUGUUUCUGUGUGCAUUCUUUAGACGUCCUGUUUAAUACUGAGCUUCAGCUUUCCGUUCAACUGUUUGUGUGUUGUUUCUCUAGACCUUGUCAAAAACUUCUAAGGAAAUAAUAGAGGGGGUUCAAAUAGCGGGAAUGAGGUGACAAUUCAUUUGUAAGCUUUCCCUUAAGCGUUCUUGUAACCAUGCAUGGGACACACUUGAUGUGUAGGGUAAGCCCCUCCCUGCUGGAACCAGGCUUUCUCAACAGCAUCACAAUAGAUUAACCGCCUCUCUCAAAAUUUGAUGAACUUCGUGUAGAACAUGUGGUUUGCUUUUUCUUCAUAAUAUUAAAAAAUCUGACGUCCC